Oryzias latipes (Japanese medaka) is the source of this 1408-nucleotide messenger RNA. RefSeq names its product ciliogenesis and planar polarity effector 2 (gene cplane2). NCBI's taxonomy places the organism in Eukaryota, Metazoa, Chordata, Actinopteri, Beloniformes, Adrianichthyidae. The record is from RefSeq and is a predicted model, not a curated record. Gene Ontology annotation, molecular function: GTPase activity; GTP binding.
UGUUUAUUUACGGAAAAUAUGAAAACGCGUGGCUUAGAUCCUCUUGUUACUUUAUUUUCGGCCUGAACUGGAAUAUUUGUUUCUACUCUUCGCCCUCAUGGUUCCUCCUGGAUCAGUUAUAAUCUCUGACUGGCAUCUUUGUAAAGAAAGCAAAGGGUAUUUCAACACAAUUUUACACAAGAAAAGACGUAAAAAAUUUGGCCUGUUGGAGUCUCCGGUGAUGCCCCCUCAUGUGUCCGUGGACACCGUUCAUUAUAAAGUCUUCAUGUCUGGCAAAGGUGGGGUUGGCAAAACCGCACUUGCUGCUCGCCUUGCAGGCCGGAACCUUCCCAGCAUGCACCACGAGACCACAGGCAUUGAGACCACAGUGGUGUACUGGCCGGCGAAGCUGAGAGACAGCGGCAGGGUCCUCUUCUUCCGUUUGCAGCUUUGGGACUGUGGAGAGAACGCCUUGCGCAGAUUUGAUCAUUUGCUUCCUUCCUGCAGGGAGCAGGCGGACGCGGUCCUCUUCCUCUUCUCCUUCAUCGACAGGACAUCCUUUGACGACCUGUCCAACCAAACGGCCAAAUGGAACGAUCCAUCUGUCGUCAAAGUGGUGAUUGGCACCAAAUUUGACCUUUUCAUGCACUGCGACGUGUCAGAGAGAGAUGUCAAGGAGUUUCAGGAAACGUGGAACUUGCCGAUGCUGCGUAUGGGCGGGGAGGUCACCGAUGGGCUAGGGGACGUGGCCCCCAUCCUCAACUGCCUUGCAGAGAACUUGUGGCAUCAAGAGUGCCUGAUGAACACGACGGCGGUCCGGCCCUGCCAUCAGGACUGCGGCACUGCACUCUGAUGGAAGGAAAGAGACGUUUCUGGAAGAGAAAAUGCUUCAAACUGGGAUCAACAGACGUUUGUGCUGACAGUGGGACGUCCUAAAACGCCAUUAAGAGGCUUUUACAGCACAUUUCUGUAUUCACGUUUACACUGUCACUCUUAUAGUUUAUUGAAGCUGGAAUGAGAAAAAUAAUUGAGCUACAAGACUCAACCAGACUCAGAAAUGCAGUCGACACCAGGACUAUGAAAGAAGCUCAAAAAUCAAUCAAAUAUCAGAAAAAAGUGAGAAGUAUGGUUAAUUUGUGGUAAAUGUUGCAGGUAUCAAAUAAUUUCUUAAAGAAAUUGAGAGCAUUUUCAGAUUAUGUUCAGAUAUUUCUCUCAAAGCUCCUCUUUCACAUUCAAAAGGUCUUAUUCAUCUCUAAACACAGCAGCUCUUAAUAAGCUCCAUCAGUUUUUCUUUGUAUUUCUGUUACCACACACUCCAUUUACUGUUGAGAAGUUUGUUCUGUUUGCUUUUUAUUUCAGAUGGAAGGAUUCCGAGCUGUGCAUGAAUCCUCAACAUUUCUACUGUAGAAAUUAAACCGACAUUUUUUUA